Messenger RNA from Lytechinus pictus (painted urchin), 4903 nucleotides. RefSeq names its product programmed cell death protein 2-like. Bases 766 to 2004 code for a protein of 412 amino acids. The transcript has 7 exons. The record is from RefSeq and is a predicted model, not a curated record. Lineage: Eukaryota; Metazoa; Echinodermata; Echinoidea; Temnopleuroida; Toxopneustidae. Gene Ontology annotation, biological process: apoptotic process. Gene Ontology annotation, cellular component: cytoplasm.
GAGUGACGGUCAUAACAAUAAGUUGGUUUUAAUGAAAAAUCAGAAAAAUAUUUUACCACUUGCCAGUGUUACUUUUUUGGUCGAGCUGCCAUGUCUGUUUCUGUCAAUAAUCUAACUUGUCUUUGUAAAAAUUUCAAAUUAUUGGAAAGUUUUAUUUUGAUGUCGCACAGUCAAGGCAGCAGCUCCUGUAUUUGAAAUAAAAGAGGUUUUCUCAAAAAAAUGAAAGGGAUUUUACUCGUGCAGUGCAGGGAUAUAUCAGACAUGUCAUUUAACAUAUUUCACACAUCACACCUUGAGGCCUUAAAAAUAUUUUCUUUUCUAAAUCUAAAACAGUUUUGUCCAGUCAAAUAUACAUGGUAUAGAUCUAUAUCUUAGAUCUAUUUUUUCAUAAGUUCCAUUUCCAAUCAUUAACUUUACUUUCAUCAUGUGCAAUGCAAAGAAUGAAAGAAAUUAUUUUUCCCUUUCCCUUUCUUGCACUUUUUUAUAUGCUGAAUGUAUGCCAUGACGUGGGCAGGAUCAGUGGCGGAUUGUGACCAGGAGGAGACAAAGCAUUGGAGGGGCACAUCAUUGUUCACAAACAAUACAGUGCCCCUCCAAUUCAUUGUCUCCUGGUCACGGUCCGCCACUGGGCAGGAUACAACCACUCAUUCAAUGAACAAGGUUAUGAACUUAUGAUAUAACCUUGUUCUCUAGUAUUAGGACUCCCUGUCUGGCGAAACAAGGUUGGAAAUAUUUGGCCUAUUUUCUGUUCAUGGCCUGGGACAAAUGGUUGAUUUUUUUACGCUCUCAAUUUCAAUUCAUAUAACUUGGCUCGAUUGGAUGAGUAGCCGUACCCCACACCCAAAGUGCGAUGCUUGCCAAAGUUUGUUGACCCUUGUGAGCCAGCUAUACUGCCCUCUAGAUGGUUCCCUGUACCAUAGAGCAAUCUAUGUCUUUGCAUGUCUGACCGGUCCGUGUCAGCAGCACUCAUACAGUUUUAGAGUCUUCAGGACUCAGAAAAGAGUGGAAACCAAUCCUGCUGAUAUUGGAUCCAUGUCUGGACCUCUACAGGAACCGCUGAACGACGCAGCGACAUUUGACACAGAUUGGUGUGAUGAUGCGGAUGAUUGGGGUGAUGAUGAUGGAGUUGGAGAUGAUCAUGAAGCUCUUACUCAACUUCGAAUGAGCAAGAAGAAAUCUUUUGCAGCAGUUGUGGCGGCAAGUAGUGAUGAUCCAGUUUUACCAGCAGCCAACAACACCAUGACUCAAUCCAAUACCAGUGAACUUGAGCAUGGUCUUGAGCAACUCAGCUUCCAUACGGAAGGUCCCCUUAACCAACAUCAAGUUCAGCCUUCUUCGUCAAAACCAGUAUCUGCCUGGUCAGAAGUGGUUUCCGAACCAGUUACAAGCGACAAGACUGUUCCAGAACUCCUCUCCUACUUCAUCAAUGUGUUUGAUGAGCCUUCGGCGAUGAGCGAAAAUCUGUUGACGCACGAACAUCAGCUCAUGAGGGAGUACCAAAAGAGGGAGGGUGUCUCAUUAUCAGAAUGGCAAGAAGAUGCCGAGGGUAUGAGUGGUAGUGGAGGUGGUAAAGGUGAAGGAUACGAGAAGGUCACAGCCAAGCAUGGGGACAGAACCUUUGAAAAGUUUAUUAAGAAGAUCCAGACCUGCCCUGAACAAUGCAUAAGGUAUUGCUAUGGUGGGGAUCCUCUUUGGAUGACGGACUCCAAUCAACGGUCAACCAAUAUACAAGCCUGUCCUUACUGCGGUAGCAAGAGACUCUUUGAAUUUCAACUCAUGCCUGCCCUUCUACCCUCUCUGCAGUUUCCUGAUCAACAAGCAACACCUAUUGACUUUGGUGUGAUUGCCAUCUUCACAUGCUCAAGAAGCUGUUGGACUGAAGAAUGCAGUGACACGCUAAGGGAGGAAGCACUCCUAAUUCAGCAUGACCCAGACAGCAACGCCAUCGUUCAGGCAGAACAAAAGUUAAACAGAUCAAAGAAAGAUGAUUUUAAAUUAAUUUAAGAGAAUAAGGAGCCAGUCUUAUCAAUAACAAAACUGUGAAUUUCAAGAAAUUUAAAUUAUUGACGUUCACAAGCAACUGAAUGCAGAGUUCAGAAUUUGUCAAAAUUUGAUUAGGGUUUUCGGAAACUCAGUCCCACUGUUACCUUUGUGGUAUUCGGGUAAAGUUUGCGAUUUAUGACCAAGAUUACGGAACACCACUCUGGACUAGGGUAAAUUGUUGAUUGAACUACUAGUAUUCCCACUAUAAUACUUUUUUCUUCUCAUCCUGCAAGGUCUAAUCUUAUUUUGCCUACAAACAAAUUCAUCUCCUAACCACUUUAUCAAAUACUUAUUUGGAUCAACACCUCUUAGUUUUUAGAUGAAUUGAUUAUGAAUCUAAUUUGAAUUUGGGCUAUUCCAUAAAUGGUCAAUCUUUUUGUAUGUCUGACCCCCUUUUUUCUCUUUCAUUAUUUUACUUCUUGAACUGUUCAAACCGUGACACAAUUUGAGAACGUUGUUGCUGCUUCUAAUGAUUUUUUUUCUUCUCUAUUUAUUCCAAACAAAUUUUUGUUGGGGUGGACUUGCCUUUAAAUGGCUCCUAGCCCUGGUGGGUGUUUAAAAAAGCUGUUCGUAAGUUAAGAGUGACUUUAAUAACGACUGGUGAUCCUUUCUUGUUUAUGGUAGAUUCAUUGGCAAUGGUUUAGCUAGUAUAUAAGAAAGGAUCACCAGUCGUUCUUAGAAGUCGCUCUUAACUUUAUACAAACUGGUGAUCCUUUCUUGUUUAUGGUGGAUUCAUUGGCGAUGGUUUAGCGUUUAUAUAAGAAAAGAUCACCAGUCGUUCUUAAAAGUCGCUCUUAACUUACGAAUAGCUUUAUGAAACGGCCCCCUGGUACUCCUCAGGAAGCGGGGACUCUUCAUACAUUUCAAUCAAGCUUGAAUAUCUGGGAGAUCAUUGAUUAGCAAAUAUUUCAUGAUUUGUGAAAAGACAAUUCUUUUUGAGAAUAUAUCUUUAAUAAACCCUCACAUCAAUAUGCAUGCAGAUACACUAUUUAUUAUGUCCUUAUUGUCGUUGAAGAGUGGUACAUAAUAUUUUUUCCAGCCCCCCCUUUCCGAUGUUAAUGGCAGUAACAAUGGACAGUGUAAUAAAUUGACGGUGGUGAAUGUUCCUUCAUGGGGAUCGCUAUUUUAGUAAUAUGGCAAUGAUGUAACCUCAUACUGUCUGAAAAUAGUCUCCUAGGCAAAGAAGAUUGUUACUUUGUCAAGAAGUUUUUCUAGAGCUAUCCUCCAAAUUCUAAGUUACGAGGCAUUAACACCCAGGGGUCCGUUUCAUAAAGCUGUUCGUAAGUUAAGAGCGAACCCUUCUUACGCGCUUAACCAUCGCCAAUUCAAUAUACCAAUUACCACAAGAAAGGAUCACCAGUCGUUCUUAAAGUCGCUCUUAUCUUACGAACAGCUUUAUGAAACACCACACAGCUAUUUUUUUUGGAAAUUAUUUUAUAUAAUGAUACAAAAGAAACUGUUCCGAGAAAAUUGGCAAAACUUGAAAUGUCACAAUUUUGUAAUUUAUAUUUGGUUUUGAUGCAUUUCUCAGUGUUAUAUGCUGGUUUGUUUUCUCUCAAUAUAUUCCAAUCAACUUUGUGGUGGGGUGGAUUUGAUCUUUGAAGUGCAAACCACUCUGAUUUGAUUUAUAAGAUGAUUUUACCAUAGAGUUCAGAAAUGAGACAUAAUUUUCCUUCUAUGUUGAGCAUUUCAGCAUUGUGACCAUAUUUCAAUAAAGUUGAUUUUCAGUAGAGCAUGAUGAAAAAACAAACCCGAUAUAAAACAAAUUGGUUCACAGUGACCCAAUGUAUAUGUAGCCACAUGAAUACCUAAUGGGCCCCACUGAAAUCAUUGUAAUUUGGCCUUGUUCAUAACUACAAUUUAUUUGGAAACGGGCCAAUUUACACCAAUUUUAAUGGAGCCAAGUAGGUAUUUUUCGUGUAUGAUUAUUGAUUUCAAGUGCAAUGUUGUGGCUGGUGUUGUAAGUGUUGCCACAACACCAACACCAGCCUAAUUUCAAGUGCAGUGUUGUGACUGGUGUUGGUGUUGCCAAAAAAAAAACAAUGACACCAGCCUCAUUUCUGGUUUGCCACAACAAACCUAGUCUCAAUCUACUAUGGUCAACAAGGAAAUUGGUGAUCACUCUCGCAAAAAGUGUUCACUAGCUUUCUAGGAAAUUUGUGAUCACUCUCGCUCAGCUAGUCAACCCCCACCCACGAGAAACUAGCGAGCCCGCCAAUUUUGUCUUAUUUGCAUAAUGCAGACUCACGGCGAAUUUGCAUAUACCUCGGGCUCAUUUGCAUAUACGGAUCACCGGCCGCACCGUACACCGACGCACUGAUUGGUGAAACGCUUGACCAAUCACACAACGGAUCAGUGCCCACCUAUUGUUCCCGCGUUCGUGCAUACGGUCCUGGGGAUUGGUAUAAAUAGACUACGUUAUCAGAUAAUUUUCGUCACUUGGUAAAGAGUUGCAGCGGCACACGAAAGCUCGUGAACUUGUAAGCUAGUGAACACUUUUUGCGAGAGUGAUCACGAAUUUCCUUGUUGACCAUAGUAGAUUGCGAGACAAAUGAAUACCCUCUAGCGAUUAUUUCAGUCCGCAAUAAUGAACCUAUUUAGUAUUAUUAAACCUAGUCUCAUUUCAAGUAGUGUUGUGACUGGUGGUGUUAGUGUUGCCACAACACCAGCCUGAUUUCAACCAGUGUUGGGGCUGGUGUUACGUGUUACCAUAGAAUUGACACCAGCUUUCAACACUUCAACACCAUACUUGAAAUCACCAAUUGACUACAAUAAUGCUGAUCAAUCAUAACUGAACAGCAAAAUAUGAGAAAGCAUGUAAACUCAGACACGAUUAAAAAGAAUGACUACACAAGCAAAA